Saccostrea cuccullata (small rock oyster) is the source of this 513-nucleotide messenger RNA. RefSeq lists its product as uncharacterized. The record is from RefSeq and is a predicted model, not a curated record. The transcript has a single exon. Lineage: Eukaryota; Metazoa; Mollusca; Bivalvia; Ostreida; Ostreidae. The coding region runs from base 1 to 513 and encodes 170 amino acids.
AUGCAGGAACAAAUACUUCGUUUUCAAGAGUUGUCACUUCAACAACAUACUCCAAAGACAGGACCGAUAGCUGUUAAACUACCCAAGUUAGAACUCCCUACUUACAGCGGAGACAAAAUCAAGUUCAAGGAAUUCUGGGACGCUUUUGAGGCCACUGUUCACAAGAACCCAAAGCUCUCAAACAUAGAGAAAUUUAAUUCUCUGAAGAGCAAAUUGAAAGUAGUAGCUCAAGAAGCUAUUUCUGGACUUUCACUUUCAAAUGAGAACUAUGACGUAGCUGUUGCCACUCUAAGAGAGAGAUUUGGAGACAUCCAAUCACUUAUCAACAAACUCUAUGUAGAACUCAUCAAUACACAGUCAGCUACAAAUGACACGUCAAGCCUGCGGAAGUUAAAUGAUGACCUCGAGAGACAUCUGAGGAGCCUAGAAGCAUUACAUCAGGAUGUGAACCAAGAUGUGUUUGUCUCAAUGAUAACAUCAAAGCUACCUAAUAAAAACUCUGCUUCAGCUUGA